AUGGCAUCCGAUCGGGGACAACCAGAGCGCGGCCGUAGCCGCACACGCAGUCGCACUCCCUACUCGGCCCAGCAACACCGCUCAGGUAUCGAGGUCGAAGUCGGUAUCGAGGUCGAGGUCGAGUUCGGGGUCGAGUUCGGGGUCGAGUUCGGGGUCGAGUUCGGGGUCGAGUUCAAGGUCAAGGUCAAGGUCAAGGUCAAGGACCAGGUCAAGAACAAGGACACGAUCACGAUCCUUUUCCUCCCGCUCUCACUCUCGCUCCAGAUCAACAUCGCGCUCAAGGUCCAGCUCAAGGUCGAGGUCCAGGACGCCGCCUCGACGCCGAGCCUCGAGAGCGGUCCUGGUCAAAGGGCUCACGCUCAACGUCAAGGAACGCCACCUCGAUCACAUCUUUGGCGUCUACGGCAGGCUCGACUACGUGCUGCUCCAUCCCCCCGCCGUCCGAGCGACUAG
This is a messenger RNA of Pseudozyma flocculosa PF-1, 453 nucleotides long. RefSeq lists its product as uncharacterized. Bases 1 to 453 code for a protein of 150 amino acids. The transcript has 2 exons. NCBI's taxonomy places the organism in Eukaryota, Fungi, Basidiomycota, Ustilaginomycetes, Ustilaginales, Ustilaginaceae. The record is from RefSeq and is a predicted model, not a curated record.